GACAAGGCUUCAUGAGUGUUCCCAUAACACACACCCAUGUCGCAACCUAACCUACAGGCUAUUUCUUGAUGUGAUUUCAAGCACGUGUACAUAAGGAGACAGGAGAACCUUCUGACUGCUUAUUCAAACUGGUAUUAUUUCUCAGGAAUUUUUAAUGGCUGAUGUUGAUGAGUAAGGAUAAUUUGACUUGAGAUAUUUUUGGGCAGGAUUUAGAGGGAAAAAUUCAUUAAAAUGCAUAGGAAUUACUCAGGUUUUUAUAAUCAAGCCUUGACGAAAAUUUGGUCUUGCAAGCAGGAGUUGCUCAGUGGCUAUGCCCUGGGAAGGUCUCCAGGAAAGGGCACCUCAGCUUAGGCACUGUACAGGGAGAUUAUUAGCAGGGAGGCAAUGUCUGUUCACCAUGACAUCAGCGGUCCCUUCUUGGACAUUCUAUUGGGUCCUAGAGAGUUCUUGGCAUCCUCUGUGAUGUCACCAGCGUUGUAGUAACCACCAGUGCCCUACUUUUUCUCAGUCCCUGCCUGGCACAUACAAAGGAAGACAUGUUUUCCCGGCUUCGCAAGAAUUUUGGGAGAGUGAACGCCGAUUUUGGACAGACUGGAGUGAGGGAAUCUCGCCUUUCAUCAAAAAUAAAUGAUGGACAAAGAAAGCUGGCCUGGGGAAUGCUGAAGGAUGGGAGACUGACAUCAUCCCCUGGCCCUGUGGUAAUCAACAAGGAGACCAACACGGACAACACAGAAGAGCAGAGACUGAUUAGACAGCUGCAGUCAGCUACUGAGGAGAGAAAUGAGCUAAGAGAUCUCCUGACUUACGUGACAGAGAGAUACAGGAACAACAGGGCCAGCCGCUACAUCAGGUCAAAUCCAUUUUAUGAAAAAUUGAAGAUAAAGGAGAGGGAGGUCAUGUCAUUACUGCACAACUUAGAGAUGAGGAACAUCGAGCAUUGUGAGAAAUUUCAGGAGCUCCAGAAGGAAAUUAACUUCUAUCGGAACCUGCCCAGCCGGAUCCAUAUGGACAAGAUAUGUAUGCAGAAGAAGUUGUUCCCAUUCAGAAAGGAGAGCAAAGCAGAACAGCUUGAUUCUGCACCGCUGCUACAGAAAUUUUUGUUUGAUUUGAACAAGAAAGAUAAAGACGAACAGGAGAAAACCAGCAACCUCCAGACCAAGCAACAUCUGGUAGGGACAAGCAGCUGUGUCAGCCUAAAAAUAUCUGAUUCCAUUUGCCAAUUUGAUACAUGUUUACUUUCCCUACCACCUUAAUAAUGUACACUCCAACAAUACAACCACCUCAUGCAAUGGAAUGUUCAUUCCUCUGUCUGUGCACUAGUAUUCUGGGAAGACAACCACUUUUCAGGAACUGACUUAUUAACAACUAUUUUUGGUGCUCGUUUUGAAGCUGCAGUCUGGAAAUGGUGACAGAUGAAUAACCUAUCAUAUUACUGCAUGUCCCUGUGAUAGAAUGGAUGCUAUGUAGCGCUUUGAACAAGUUUUGUUCCUGUGAUAAAUGAUAUUCUGUGGUCAUGUGACCUCCAAGUUGGGAAGCACCUUUCAGGGAUAAGAACCGAGUGCAAAUGACAAAUUAUUCUUUGUCAUUGGUUUUAAUCUUGGUGACAGGUUGACUUCUCCUUUCAUCCUGCAACCCAGUGAGGUCUCUUCCCAUUGCCCUGUUCUUGGUUUGCAUUGGUUAAAGUCUGAGGCCCAGAUGGGCAGCCCACAUUACUGUCAGGGUUGCUGUAGAUUUUGCCCUGCCCACAGACACACCAGCAAUGUUAUCAGUUAACACAUCAAUGGUGACCUAAAAUAGAGCUGAAUGGGUAGAAGGCAGCAACCUGACAGCUGGCAUGCAAGUCCCCAACACAUCAGUUUCUGAAUAACUGCCUUCCUCUCCCUGGUCUCAGAAAUUGCAAAAGAGCUGGAAUGGGAAACACAGCAGGAAGAGAGACUCCUGAAGAGUAGGUUGCUUUCUCAGGAUUCCCCUGUGGACCUCCAUCCUGGAUAAUACCAACAUUUUUUGGAUGAAUACUCUCCCUCAUAGUUUAAUUUAUUUUUUGCUAAGAAACACUAAAUUUAUCUUUCACUAAGCCAGCCUGACUGAUUGAUAUCUUAUUCUCUUCCUGUUUAGGAUAACACCAUUUGAGAGACCACUUGGGGACUGCAUUGCCAUUUUGCCUGCUAGAGGAGAAAC
Molecule: messenger RNA, 2178 nt
Organism: Rattus norvegicus (Norway rat)
Lineage: Eukaryota; Metazoa; Chordata; Mammalia; Rodentia; Muridae
Gene: Dlg5l8
Product: discs large MAGUK scaffold protein 5 like 8
Source: RefSeq, a predicted model, not a curated record